Pocillopora damicornis (cauliflower coral) is the source of this 2750-nucleotide messenger RNA. RefSeq names its product nucleoprotein TPR. Gene Ontology annotation, biological process: regulation of mitotic spindle assembly; mRNA export from nucleus; protein import into nucleus. Lineage: Eukaryota; Metazoa; Cnidaria; Anthozoa; Scleractinia; Pocilloporidae. Gene Ontology annotation, molecular function: structural constituent of nuclear pore. The record is from RefSeq and is a predicted model, not a curated record. Gene Ontology annotation, cellular component: nuclear pore.
GCGGCCUCUGUAGCAGAGGAGAGUGAGGUCGUGACAACUUUAUCGGUCAUUUUAGGGAUUUCUAGGGAAUUAAUUGCUCAGUUUGCCACUAGACAUGAAGAUGCAACCGUAUUUCUACUCAAAGUCAAGCAGAUGUUUGAUGAAUACUCUUCUAAAGAGGAAAAAAUUCGCUCGGACAUGGCUACCCUUCGACGGGCACGUGUAGACGCAGAGCAACAGUUCAACCAAAUAGAGAAGCAGCUAAUCUCCUGCAAUGCCAAACUGGAAUCAGAGCAAAAACAGCAUGAAAGACUUCAAAAGGAACAUGAAGAAACUGUGGCUUCCCUUGCAGAAAAGCAGAAAAGACUUCAAGAAGUAGAGAGUAUCAAGGAAGAUGCAUCAGCUAAUUAUACACGUGUGUCACGACUCAAUGAACAACUUGAAUCAGAAAAACUAGAGCUCUUGUCAGUUGUAGAGCGCAAAAACCAGGAGAUUGACAGAUUGAAUGAGGAGUGGAAAAGCAUGUCAGAAAAACUGUCUGAAGCCAAUGCUGUCAAGUGUGCAGCUCAGGCCAAACUUGAUCAAAUUCAAAGUCAGGAAACUUCUUUCAAGUUCCGUGAAAAGAGAAUUGAACAAGAAAGGGAUCUUAUUGAACGACAGAAUAAAUGGCUGAAUGAAGAACUCAAGAACAAAACUGAUGAAUUGGUACAAAUUCGGAAAGAAAAGUCAUCCCAAGUAUUGGAACUUCAAACACUGUUGGAUCAGAGAACUGAAGAGCUUUCUCAUCUUAAAGCUUCAUCAGAGACAUUAAAGGAACAGAGUAAUGAGACAAACAGCAAAGUUGUAAGCUACAUGCAGCAGCUACAAGCGGCUCGUGAGCAGUUGAUUAAGCAGGACGACCACUUCAAAACAGAACUAGCUUCACAGUCAAAGCUGGCAGUACUUUAUAAGGAUAGUGCAGAUGAAGCAAAGAAGAAAAGUGAAGAACUUCUAACAGCAUUUGAAGAACUUCAAAAGCUACUAAAAGAAUCUAAUGAAAGUCGACUCGAACUUGAUAGCAGAUUCAAGGAACAGGAGAAUUCCCAUUUGGAGAAAGUUAAAGAACUUGAGGAAAAGAUCAACAAACUAGACAAGGAGCUUGAGAAUGCCAAUGAUUUAUUAGCAGCUGCAAGACAAAGAGGUACAGCACCUUUAACUCCGGUAGAGCUGAGCACACUUUCACCAACUGCUGCAGCAACAAGUUCGUUUAUGAAGUCUGGAAUGACUCUUACCCAGAUUUAUAGUCAAUAUGUGGAAGUCUCUGAUACAUUGCAGCAAGAAAAAGAUGAGAAUAUCAGACUAAAACAGUACCUGGAUCAGAUACUGAAGGAAAUUGAGGAGAAGGCACCAGUGCUUCAACAACAGAGAAGAGAUUAUGAGCAGGCAUUAAACAGUGUGGAUCAACUGUCAAGGAGACUGGAUUCAGCUCUUGUGCUGAGGUCACCAGCUCAUCACAAGUCAUCUCUGAACACCUUGUUACUUUCAGGAGUAUAGAGGAACUUCAACAGCAAAAUCAGAAACUUCUGGGAGUUAUCAGGGAAUUAAGUGAAGAGAAAGAAAAGAAGGAAGGGGAAGACAUUAUGAAGGGGUUACAGAAUCAAUUGGACAUGUCAUUGAAGGAAGUUGAAGUUCUUAAGGAAUCAAGAGAGAGGCAAAUGAAUAUGGUUGAGGCUGUGAUCAGGCAACGUGACAUGUACCGUGUUCUGUUAGCCAAUAGUGGACAAACUCCAAUCCCUACAGGAGACCUUGACCCAUCUGUUUUGGUAUCUUCUCCAUUACUCAAGACCCCUGAUAAAUCAAGUGCAGAACUAGAGGAAACUAAAGUAGCUCUAAAAGAACUACAGAGACACUUUGAAACUUACAAAAGUGAGAGAAUGCAAGCUGAGGAGAAAUCGAAUGAGCUGCGAGAUAAAUUGCAAGCUGAGAAUCUUGAGUUAAAUGGAAGUAAUGCCAGAUUGAAGUCUCAGCUGGAGUUUGCUGAGGAACGUUAUGGAAUGCUAAAGUCAAACUCUGAGGCUUUCAAGAAAGAAGCAUCAGCUGCGUCUGAGAAGUCUCAUAGCUUGCAGACGGCACUCAGCAAGUUGCAAGCCACUCUUGACAGUGUGUCACAGGAACUGACAAACACUAAAGAAAAGUUAAAUAAACUUGAGGUCACUUGUGAAAAUCUGAAAGCAGAGAAAGCCAUGAUGAAGGAGUCAGAAGUUCGUCUAAUGCAGGAAAACAAAAGCUUGUUGGAACAUCAGAAAUCACAAAAUGUUCUGGUCACAAAUCUACAGACUCUUCAGAAUAACUUAGAGAGGUCUGAGUUUGAGGCAAGAACAAGACUUGGUUCUCAAGUUGAGACCUUACAGCGUGAAGUAAAUCUACUGAAGAGGAAGCUGGAAUCUGAAGACAAGCAUCACAAGAGUGUCAUUGAUACCUGGCAGAACCGUGUUCAAGAACUACAAUCACAACUGAAUGCAGAGAUAAAAACUCACCAGCAAGCAAGGGAACAGCUGCUAACUUCAACCAGGGAUGUUGACUCAGUGCAGCUCAGAUGUACUCAAGCUGAAGCCCAACUGCAAGCUGCUGAAAGACGAAUAGCUGACAUUUUAGGAAAAGAUACGAGUUCUCUCCAAGAAGCCGAUGAAGAGAGGAUCAGAAAAGAAGUUGAAGAACAGUACACCAUCAAGAUUCAGGAAUUUGAGUUGAAAUUAAGCACUGCAGAGGUGAAAAUGAAAGGUGAGCUCUGA